Dermacentor andersoni is the source of this 648-nucleotide messenger RNA. Lineage: Eukaryota; Metazoa; Arthropoda; Arachnida; Ixodida; Ixodidae. The record is from RefSeq and is a predicted model, not a curated record.
AUGGUGGUGCGGAUAGAGAAAGCACGCCCGCCGCCGCCGUCCCGGGUGCGGAGGCCGCCGCUGCUGCUGCGGGAUGCACCGUCGAGAGGUCGUGGCUGCUCGGAUUGGAAGCGACGAACCCUUCAGGCUUUCGUCUUCGUCGCCAUUUUGUCUCCACUAUGCUUGGCACCCGGUGCGGAUGCUUUGUUCCUGAAGAAGAAGCUCAAGCUUUUGAAGGCCAGCAAAGGCAAGUUUGGUCUUAGGCCCCAGCCCCAGCCGCAGCACGCGGUCGGCGCAGCGUGGUUGCCGCCGCCUCAGUGGGUGCCGCCCCCUCACCCGGUGCCGCUGAGCGGACCUCCGGUUGCCCACUGGAGCUACCCUGGCGACUACUCUGGGUGGGUGCCCCCGCCAGCGCCACAACCAGUGCCGGCACACGGCUCGGUCGCCGCACCACCAGCUGUGCACGCUGCCCACCCACCACCGCAGGGGCCCACGACGACGUACGUGGUCGAGGCGCCAGUGGCCCCCGGAACAGCGUCGUUCGCAUCGGCCGCUGGCAAGGGAGCGCACCGGCCGAGGGGACCGCAGGAGUACCAGUACACGCUGCACUGUCCGUACGAGCUGUACAUCCAGGCCGAGCAGCCCACGAACAACAAGGACCGCUGGUGA